Molecule: messenger RNA, 2769 nt
Organism: Nakaseomyces glabratus
Lineage: Eukaryota; Fungi; Ascomycota; Saccharomycetes; Saccharomycetales; Saccharomycetaceae
Gene: EPA12
Product: EPA12
Source: RefSeq, a predicted model, not a curated record
AUGUAUUCCAAAACAACAUUUACUGCAAAUAUACUUUUUUGUUUGCUGCUCCUUCUCAGGUGUUGCGCUGCUAUCCUCGAACCUGAUAAUUCCCUACAAAUAUUUGAUUCCUUCUUAAGUAAUCCAUCAAAAUAUCCAUUAGGAUGUUCACCAAAAAUUACAAACCCUAAAAAGGGUUUGUCAAUGGAACUGUAUUCAUAUCCAUAUCGGAAGAAAGGUUCUCACCCAUGCUGGGAUCCUGCUUAUCUUGAUCCGAAUUUUCCAAGGGUGGGUUACAAAAAAAACAAAUUAAUAGCCCGCGUUGAUGGUGUUAGUGGCGAUAUCAAUUUCAACUUUCACCCUAAAAGACAAUGCACACCAAUAGCCGAUUAUUUACCUCCAAACUUUAACUAUAAUGAACCCAUAACAACUACAAACUUUACGAUGCUUCUUUAUGGCUACUUUAAGCCAAAAGUCACAGGGUUGCAUACAUUCGAUAUAUCUGCAGACGAUUUACUCUUCAUGAAUUUUGGCGCUGGAAAUGCUUUUGACUGUUGUAGGAGAGACUCAACAGCUGAUACUUUUGGAAACUAUGUAGCUUGGGCAAUUUGGGGAAGGCGAAUAGUGCGUAACAAACUUACUGUGCGUUUAGAUAAAGGGAUAUACUAUCCAUUAAGACUUUUUUUCAAUAACAGAGAUUACUACGGUCAGAUGAGACUUACAUUUAAAACAGAACAUGGAUCAGAGCGCAUAACAGAUUUCUCAGAUUACUUUUUUUCGGUUGAUGAUACUUCUGAAGGAUGCCCAGGUCUGAUAACUUAUGAAAGUGAAUGUGCAGAUGUGAAAUCAUCAACAGUUCUAGAGACAGAUUAUAUUACUAUCCAAGCUGAGAAAGAAGUGUUACCAAUUAUAAAAACGAUAUAUUAUGUCGGUAUCCCGUGUAGCUCUAGUCAAUCUAUAUAUGGGUCAUCAUCAUCGUCAUCAUCAUCUAAAAGACUGGACUGCCCUUCUGGUCUUUUCUUUGAUCCAUUAGCGGAAAAAUGUGUUAGUAUAUCAACACCUCCUCUCCCUCCUAUACCAUCAUCGUCAUCAUUGCCAACAUCAUCACAAGAAUAUUCAUCUAGCUCUCACCGAGUCCCCAGUAGUUCUCAUGCUCUGAUUCACAGCUCAAGCGUCGUAAUAUCAACUAUCUCAAGUUCGAUACCAAGUUCGAUGCCAAGUUCGAUACCAAGUUCGAUGCCAAGUUCGAUGCCAAGUUCGAUACCAAGUUCGAUGCCAAGUUCGAUACCAAGUUCGAUGCCAAGUUCGAUACCAAGUUCGAUGCCUAGCUCGGUGAUCAAGCCAUCGACAGUUUCGAACCACUCGAGUUCGAUACCAAGUUCGAUACCAAGUUCGAUGCCAAGUUCGAUACCAAGUUCGAUACCAAGUUCGAUGCCAAGUUCGAUGCCAAGUUCGAUACCAAGUUCGAUGCCUAGCUCGGUGAUCAAGCCAUCGACAGUUUCGAACCACUCGAGUUCGAUGCCAAGUUCGAUACCAAGUUCGAUGCCAAGUUCGAUGCCUAGCUCGGUGAUCAAGCCAUCGACAGUUUCGAACCACUCGAGUUCGAUGCCAAGUUCGAUACCAAGUUCGAUACCAAGUUCGAUGCCUAGCUCGGUGAUCAAGCCAUCGACAGUUUCGAACCACUCGAGUUCGAUGCCAAGUUCGAUACCAAGUUCGAUACCAAGUUCGAUGCCAAGUUCGAUGCCAAGUUCGAUACCAAGUUCGAUGCCUAGCUCGGUGAUCAAGCCAUCGACAGUUUCGAACCACUCGAGUUCUAUACCAAAAUCCUCUACUCCCACGGGAGAUAUCCCAGAGCCACGAAUUCUUAAUAUUACUACCACCACCACCAAUCAUAGUAGUGAAACACCACCGUUUUCAAGCUCUGACAGUAGCUCCUACAUCGAGUCAAGUAUUAUCUCUAGUUCUUCAUCCUUUGAGUUGAGGUCGGUCUCGACCCCGAAACUAAUAUCCUCAACAAUGGUACCAAUUUUCAGUAAGACUAAAAGCUCUACUCGCUCACACAUUUACUGGAAUAGCUCAACUAUAGAAACAUCUUCAUCACUGAGUCCAAGUCCAAGUCCAAGUCCAAGUCCAAGUCCAAGUCCAAGUCCAAGUCCAAGACCUGACCCUCAACCAAGUCCAAGACCGGACCCUCAACCAAGUCCAAGACCUGACCCUCAACCAAGUCCAAGACCUGACCCUCAACCAAGUCCAAGACCUGACCCUCAACCAAGUCCAAGACCUGACCCUCAACCAAGUCCAAGACCUGACCCUCAACCAAGUCCAAGACCGGACCCUCAACCAAGUCCAAGACCUGACCCUCAACCAAGUCCAAGACCUGACCCUCAACCAAGUCCAAGACCUGACCCUCAACCAAGUCCAAGACCUGACCCUCAACCAAGUCCAAGACCUGACCCUCAACCAAGUCCAAGACCUGACCCUCAACCAAGUCCAAGACCGAAUCCUCAACCAAGUCCAACUCCGAAGCUACUGUCCGAUUUUUCAUCAUUGCAUCAUUCACGCUCUCUAAAUGCCAUUUUUAGAAGCGCCACAAGCCGGCAUGAUACUUACACCACUAUUUCUGCUUUUUUUACCCCACGCUUAUCACUACAAAUCACUACACUAGUACAACAACCAACAGCGUCGGAUGCUUUGAAUAGCUUGUACCUUGGUGGAACAUAUCGUCUCAAUGUUAGUUACUUUUUAUUUCCAGCGCUUUUAAUAUUUACAAUUGCCAAUAUUCUUGUUUAG